AUGCACAGAAGACUUCAUGGGCGCAGAGCAGAGGAAGAUGGCACAAUUUUCCACAGAUUUCCGAAGCAACCGAUUGUAGUUGACCUGGCGGACAUCGAUGCGAGAACGCGGAAGUUCCCUGGCGCUGAGUGGCUGGAGGAGAAACUCCGAACUAAACAAGCAAUUGGCUGGGACUUGGAGUGGCCACCUGACCGAAAAGAAAUCGAUAACCCAAUUGCUCUCAUGCAAUUCGCUGAUGCAGACACGGCGCUGCUUAUUCGAACUCACAGAACAGGACACUGGCUUCCGGAUGUCAUCCAAGAAGUCCUAACGUCGGAAGCAUGCAUCAAAAUCUGUGUCGGCUUCGACAGCUCAGACAAGCAUAAGAUGCGGACUUCCUUUGACAUGCAGCCGGCGGGCUUGUUGGAUCUGGCGACAUUGGCUGCGCAAAAGGGACUGAAGGAAAAUGGGUUAAAGUCACUGGCGGAGCGUUUCCAGUUCAAAGUUCGCAAGGAGCCACGAAUUGCCAGGUCUAACUGGGCACAGCCGGUGCUUACGCCGGAGCAGGUGACUUAUGCAGCCGAAGACGCAUACUUCACUUUUUUGCUGCGAGAGAAGCUUGAAGCACUUCCAGACAAGAAGGACGAGGUCGAAAGCCUGGCAGUGGAAGGGCAGCUUAGGCUCCAGGAAGGUUGGAGGGAGCAGGGCAUCGAGAAGCGUCACGAUGGUCUCUGGUGCCAGCUCUGCCAUCAAGGCCCCAUGAACACUCCAGAGAACGUCCGAUCUCAUGUGAUGGGCAACAACCACGCAAAGAAGAUCCGUCAGAGACUGGGCAUGGAUCAGGCUCUUCAAGAAAAUCUGACAGAUGAGCACGAGCACAACCACAUCUUCAUGGGAGAUGGAAGCAACGGGGCCGACAAGGGCAAGUUCGGAUGCAGCCUGUGUGGGAAGACUUUGCAGAACCUCAAAGCAGUGAAAGACCACAUAGAGUCCGCGGGACAUCAGAAGGCAAUGAACCCGGAGUUGGAGCCGGUAAUCAUUAAGGAGGACCCCUUCGAAAGGCUAUGGAAUCUGCCUGACUACGUCAUCUUGGAAAAGGGCCUGGAAAAGGAUGAGCUCAUCUGCGUUCUUUGCCAGUCCCGGGCGAGCAAGGUCAGUCAGAUGUACAUGCACCUUGAUGGCAACAGGCAUGUGAAGAAAGCGCGCGGUCUGUCUUAUGAAGACGUCAUCUUCAUAAAGGAGAAGAAUCAGUUGGUGUACACGCAGUCGGGUGAGGUUGUGAAACGCAAGAACUUUGACAUACCCCCUGAGCGGCCACCCCGUGCGCAAGCAGCGUUGCCGGAAGGCUGGGAGUCAAAUGUCGACCCUUCCACGGGCAAGACAUACUUUUGGCACGUGGACCAGCCGAGCCAAACCCAGUGGGACCAUCCUGGGGCACCCAGUCCGACAUCUUCGGCGAAAGCCAGCAAAAACAAGAAGCAAAGCUGCGACGCAGGACCUCUGCCCGAUGAUUGGGAAGAGCAUGAGACGGAGGAUGGCCGCAGGUUUUACUACUGUCUCAGAACAUUGAGGGUGCAGUGGCUGCGUCCGACAUUUCCCAGUCCUCUGGCCGAUGGUGCCCUAUGCCGAGAGAAUGCACAAAUCCACGAAGCGACCUCGCCGACGCACGGCGCAAGCCAUGCAUCAGGAACGGCAUCACCGCCAGUGGCGGCUUCCAGUCCAAGAAGCUCGGCGAAUGAUGACGUAUUGUUGUCCCCUGGCUGGGUUGCGUCUUUAGAUGACAAUGGCCGUCAAUUCUUCUGGGAUGCCGAGCACCAGGAGUCCAGAUGGACGCCGCCCGAACCGUACCCGUACCAAAACGAAGCCUGGCAUCGAAUGUUUGACGAUCAGGGUGCAUACUGGAAGUGCCCGUCAAGGGAGGACUGCCCAGCUCUCAGCUUUUACGAGUCGGAUACGAGCUGGCAUCGGAAGCAGGACAGGUCCGGCCGCAUCUACUGGAGCAAUCCUGUGCGGCGCAUCCGCUUCUUUGAGCCAGACCUUCGCUUCUGA
Symbiodinium natans is the source of this 2028-nucleotide messenger RNA. The record is from the annotation of a GenBank genome assembly. Lineage: Eukaryota; Dinophyceae; Suessiales; Symbiodiniaceae.